Molecule: messenger RNA, 1713 nt
Organism: Olea europaea var. sylvestris
Lineage: Eukaryota; Viridiplantae; Streptophyta; Magnoliopsida; Lamiales; Oleaceae
Exons: 6
Coding region: 275-1246 (323 amino acids)
Biological process (GO): proteasome regulatory particle assembly
Cellular component (GO): nucleus; cytoplasm
Molecular function (GO): protein binding
Source: RefSeq, a predicted model, not a curated record
GGCAAAUAGGAGGAAUCAAAUUCAAAGUCCACGCGUUGAUCGUCGUAAAAGAAUAAAUAAUUCCACGUUGCAUCCUAAUUUUCAGACUUCUACUUCAAAUCAAGCACGUACUAAUAUUGUUCAUUCUAAAGUACGAGGGAUUUCUAACCUAUUAAACAUACCUACUAAUGCAUAUGUAUUACCGACAUGGAACUAUUGUGAACAUUGUGGUGCGCGAAAAUUUUAUAGAGAAACUAAAGGGUUCUGUUGCUCUGAUGGAAAAGUUAAACUUUAUAUGCCUGAUUCACCAACUGAAUUGUAUAAUUUAUUUACUUCUAAAGAACCUAAAUGCAUGGAGUUUAAGAAAAUUUCACGUGGAUAUAAUAACCAUUUUGCAUUCACUUCAUUUGGUGUAAAGUGCGAUACAGACCUUUUUAGAGCAUAUAAAGGUAUUUACACAUUCAGAAUUCAGGGACAAGUAUAUCAUUAUGUAAAUCAACUUCUGCCGGAAAAUAAUCAGCCUUCUUAUAUGCAAUUAUAUUUUUAUGAUACGAAUAACGAAGUUGAAAAUCGUAUGAAAAUUUCAGAAAAUUUUGUUGAAUCUACUUUGAUCAUUUUGAUUGAAAUCUUAAAAGUAAAUCCGUAUAGUAGAUUCUUUAGGUCUUUAAGUAAUAUGACCAAUUUGCACGACCAUCGAAUACAAAUAAGAUGUGAUCCUGGACUUGAUCAAAGAGUCUUCAAUACUCCUUCAGUAUCUCAAGUAGCCACUGUAUGGGUUGAGGAUGAUGACAAUGCAAAUAUUCGUGUUCGUGAUAUUACUAUAUAUGGUCAUUCUGGUGAAUCACAUAAGGUUCACUAUUAUUAUGGUUGUUAUGAUCCUUUGCAAUACCCUUUACUUUUCCCAUUUGGAGAACCUGGUUGGCAUGAAGGUAUUCAGAGAUACCAAAAAACAUAUUUUGAAACUCAGAAUUUACUCGAUUGCAUAGCUUUUCCUAGCACAGUAAAUUUUGCAACUGAAAUUAUUGCAAAAGAGGCUCAAGUAUUCAAUGGAAUGAGGAAACGAUCACAGGUUUCUUGCCGCGAGUACUAUUCUUACAAGUUACAAAUUAGGCCUUCUAGUUUCAUUAUCGGGAAUGAAAAGUUCUUUUUAAUUCUUUGCUACAUGUGUACAAUGGAAUCACUAAUGACAACUUCAAUUACAACCUGCGUUUGCAAAAGAUUUUGCAACCCGACGGCUAAAGGAGAGAUCCAUUUGAAGUACACUUGAAAUACACUGUCUAUGUUCUUGGCAAUGGAAGAAGGAGGCUUUUUCUAUUAUUCAACUUUUGUUUACGGAUUAAAUGCUCAACAUGGUGUUAAUUUAAGCACACCUACGUCUUUUAGCAAUCCUGUUGCUGGAGGUAAUAAUAGUAUGGACAUGGGGGUAGUUGUUCGCUCUAGCAGACCUUUCGCAAUGGUUGAUGAAAUUACAAAAGGAUCUUCAGCAGCAGCAGAUGGCUUACAGCUUGGAAAUCAAAUUGUAAAAUUUGGGAAUAUGAAAAUAGGUGAGAACUUGGUACAGAAGCUUACUACUGAAGCUCAGAUAAAUAAGAGCCAUGCAAUGCUUGUGGUAGUUAUGGGGCAAGGUGUUUUCAUAAAUUUGACCAUAAAACCCAACUCUUGGCAAUGUCAUGACCUACUUGGUAAACCGACAAUGAGAAGUUAGCUGAUGAUGAAGAGGAAACUAAGGGGAAG